AUGCUGUCAGCACGAAUGUUCCGCCCGGCCUCGUCCAUCGCCCGACAAGGCGUCGCAUCUCAACGACUCUUCCACGCCAGCCGCCCUGCUUUGGCCGUACACUACGUCAAGACUGCCGAGGAAUUCAAAAAGGUCGUAAAAGAGCAGGACAAAGUCAUUGUAGAUUGCUUCGCAACAUGGUGCGGACCGUGCAAAGCCAUCGCUCCCAUCCUGGAAAAAGCCUCUGAAGAAGUAGAAUUCAAGGACAAGGUCCAUUUUGUCAAAUUCGACGUGGAUGAGCUGCCCGAGCUGAGCCAAGAGCUGGGAAUCCGCGCCAUGCCGACGUUCCUCUUCUACAAGAACGGUAACAAGGUGGAUGAGAUGAUCGGAGCGAACCCGCCUGUUUUGCUGCAAACACUGAGGAAGCACAAUGCCUAA
Messenger RNA from Trichoderma breve, 417 nucleotides. Its product is annotated as thioredoxin domain-containing protein. The coding region runs from base 1 to 417 and encodes 138 amino acids. Gene Ontology annotation, molecular function: protein-disulfide reductase activity. The record is from RefSeq and is a predicted model, not a curated record. The transcript has 3 exons. NCBI's taxonomy places the organism in Eukaryota, Fungi, Ascomycota, Sordariomycetes, Hypocreales, Hypocreaceae.